AUGAGCGCAAUCAAAUCAUUCAAACCAUUAUUCGAUAAGGUAUUGAUUCAAAGAAUCGUAAAGACAGAGUCAAAGACUGCAGGUGGUAUCUAUCUCCCAACCUCUGUAUCGAACAAGAUCAACGAAGCACUCGUCAUUGAAGUUGGUACUGGAAGAAGAUCAAAUGCUACUGGUGCAUUCUUACCAACCCUCCUUAAAAAGGGAGAUCGUGUAUUAUUGGGUGAGACCAAAGGUGAAAAGAUCAACGUCAAUGGUGUUGACUGUGAAAUCUUGCACGAAGCUGAAAUCCUUGGUUUAAUGGAAUAA
Messenger RNA from Cavenderia fasciculata, 306 nucleotides. Its product is annotated as chaperonin Cpn10 family protein. Gene Ontology annotation, molecular function: metal ion binding; protein folding chaperone; protein-folding chaperone binding. NCBI's taxonomy places the organism in Eukaryota, Evosea, Eumycetozoa, Acytosteliales, Cavenderiaceae. The record is from RefSeq and is a predicted model, not a curated record. The transcript is spliced from 2 exons. Bases 1 to 306 code for a protein of 101 amino acids. Gene Ontology annotation, cellular component: mitochondrial matrix.